GUUAUACACAGAAAAAAUUAUUCACAAAGGAGACUUUGAUGGUCGAACGAAGACACAAAAUUUAUACUUUUUUUUUUAAUGCUAUUAUCAUAUCAUGUUUAAUAUACAGAGUUUACAUAAAGUUCAGUAAUAUUUUAAAUGAUAAUUAGAAUAACAACAUGGUAAUGGUAAUUACCAUUUAAAGUGUUGCCGGACUUUAGUAAUAAUAUAAAUAUAUAUAUAUAUAUAUAUAUAUAUAUAUAUAUCAGUAAAACGGCAGUAAUCGAUCGUGAAAUAAUUUUCACAAAGAAAAUAUAUUGAUUUUCACUUUUGGUAGUGAAAAAACGUCUGUACGGAAAAUCUCACGGCAGCCGGAAGAAGGGACCAGAUAUAGAUUUUUUUUACUGCCAAUUAUUUAAAAAAACUUUGUUUUAAAUUAUAUUGAUUAUAUAGGGUAAAGUUUUGUCCGUUGUAUACCGUUCGAAUAUAAUUAUAAUUCAUUUAUUCUAAAAAUGCACAUAUAAAAUAAUCCUAAAAAAGCAAUAUAUAAUAAUUUUGAUCUCUUAAUAAUUUUUGUUAUAUGUACUCUGUUUAUACAUAUAGCUUACAUACUCAUUCUAUUUGAUUACGACUUAAAAGAUAUGGCAAAUUAUUCGGUAAUAUUAGAAAAUUAUAUAUAUGAACGCACGUUGUGUAUAUCUAAUGAUUUUUAAUAUUUAAUAUUUUUUUCUUAUGGAAAAUAUAUUACAGUAGACAACACAAUAUUGAUAACGAUAUAAAUACAUCAACUAAUAUAUACAGUUGAAAACCCUCGUCCGGCCACCGUAUUAAAUUUCUUUUGAUUUAAUCUAUAAAAAAAAUAUAAUCUUGCAAUUGAUAAAAAAUAAAAUUUUUUAAAUUACUGUAUAUCACAUAUACUUAUAUAUAUUUGUGAUAUAUUUGUAAUAGCAUUAAUAAAAAAGACAAGCGCAAGAAAGGUAAUGCAGACAAUAUAGUAGAUUAUUACCAAAUUGUACAAUUGUGUGAAGGGUUUCAAGAAUUUUAUAAAUUUAUGAAAAUAUAUAAAGCACAUUUUUCACGAGUAUACGUGGCACGACUUGAGAAUUACAUAAUAUAUGCUAGGCAAAUAAAAAGUAAAUAUAAUUGAGUGCCUAGCUAUAUCCAUUAUUUUUAAACAAAAUGAUGGUCAAUGCAUAUUUUUCCUUGUACGGGUAAGUGUAAGAUGAAAACAAAAAUUGCACAUACAUACGAGUGUUUGUAAUUCUGAAUGAUUCAAUAACGCGCGCGUGUGAUAUUUCUCUUAUAGUAAUAUUAAACUGAACUUUGUAACAUUUGUAAAAAACAAAAAACAAAACAAAAGAAAGAGCUGGACUUCUAUUCAUAUGGAAAAAAAACAGUAUAUUGAUAUACAAAUAAUUAAACAAUUCGAUUUAAGUUAUGCAUAUUUAAAAAUGGCAUAAAUGUCCCUUUAAUAUUUUUUGUAUUUAACUAUCAGUAUGGAUUUAUGAUAAUAGAAAACUUCGAUAAAUUAUCUUAGCAAAUAAUAAACAAUGAGAAUUAAACUAUGAUGAGCCGAUGCAAAAGUUGAUAUAUAAGUUCUUAAAAAAUAAUAAUAAUUAAAAGUAAUAAUAUGAUGGAGAUAUGUCGUAAUUGUUAAAUUGUAUUUGCAUUGGAUUUGUUUUCAUUGAAAGUACUUUCUUUUACUAUUUUCGUAUAUAAGUUAUCUUAUUUAAUUCAUAAUAAUGUUUUUCAAUAAUUAUUAAUAUGUAUUUUUACUGAAUGAUUACUUUGUAUUUUUCUGAAUGUAAGCAAACAUAAUAACAGUAGUAAUAAUAAUGAUUAUUAUAAUAAUUUUGUUUUAUAUCAACUUUCACAAAAUCAAAAAAUCUAUCAAAUUUCGACUCUUGUACUGACGGUCAUAAUACUUUGUAGUAUGGGUAUCCUGUUUAUUAAGAAUUAUUUUCUCUCAUAUAGAAAGACGUAUAGGCUGGCCCAAAUAUGGCUCUACAAAAUAUAUUAAAUUAAUUUUACUGAAAUGCAUUUUCGUAUUUUAAUAAAAUACGACAGCUUCAUAUAUAUUUAGAACAUAAAAUUUUAAAUAUAUCUUGGUUUGAUAUUUUUUGAAAUAGUCACUGACAUUGAAGUAAUGAUUUUUGGAUACAAAUAUCAUAAUAGUACCUUGAUUCUUGAAUUUAACCUUUUACUUUAUUAGAAAACACUAAACAUUUUUGAAUAAAAUUUUAGGAUAAAAAUUAUAGGGUCCACUGCAUGAUGUAAGUAAAUCGCGAAAAUUACCAAUUACUCUAUUAAUCAUUGCACAAAUUCUAAAUAUGUCAGGAUUUUUAACUUCUUUUCCUAAAUAAUGAAUCUAUACAAUAUAUAACUAUUUAAACAGUUAUUUCUAGUUCCCAUUGUAAUUAUUCUUUUAUCUUUCAAUGUUUUUAUACUAGUAUUUCAAUAGAUCGACAAGCAACAAUAUUAUUACUUUUUAAUUUAAGUUUUUUAUUUAUUUCUAACAUACUUUUUUGAUUGAAUUGAUGAUUUGAAUGAAUUGUUUCAAUAAUAUAAUACUUUAAUUCCUAUAAUUACUCUGUAGAUGUAACAUCCAAAGAAAAUUGGUUGAAAUCUUUAUAUUUUAAAUAUGUUAGAAAAAAAUAAUGUAGUGAUGACCAAUAGUUCUCUACAUCAGGCAUUUUUGUAAUAACCAAUUUUUAAUAUAAUUCCUGUAAAUGCAAAUAUUGAUAAUGAUCACCCCUUUUUUCCAGAUAGAACAAAUUUUUACAAAUUUUUCUUUGUAAUUUUUACCUUGACAUAUUUAUUCAUUCUUUUACAAUAUGUCCAAGUAAUUGAUCUGUGUCUGUAAAAAUUUGUGUAUAUUUUUGGAUCCUGUUGAGAAAUUUAUUUUUUGAAAAUUUAUAUCUUCUGUUACAAUUUAAUAUUAGACAGUAGUUUCUUUUACGUCAGUUAUAUAUAUAUUCUUCGAUUAUAGUUUUCUUUUAUAAACUAUAUUACUACCAUUAUCAGAACUACUAUUAAAAUUACUAUUAUUAUUAUAAACUUUAUAUUAUCCCAAAUAAAAUUCAUCAUUAUUACUUUAAAGAUUCUCAAAUUCAUUAUCAACUUUUCUAUGUGCCAUUUCAAAAUAAUUAUUUGCAAAAUGUUAGAACAAAAAUAUGUAUUAAUAAUGAAAAUUCAAUUAUAGAACGAUGUAAUACAAGAAUUAAAACUUCUUAAUAUAAGGUCAUUUCUGUUGUUCCCUGGUAAAGGAUAUGUAUUGGUUAAAAUUAUUUUUAUUUACAAAGGCUAACGUAUGAUCAAUUAUUACCUGAAAAUCCUAAUCCUAUCGAUUAAGGAUCUGAGAUUCAUAUUUUGUUCAGAAAAAUAUGUACAGUACAAUACAGAUAAGUUGCUUAUGCCAGGAAUAUAUCAACAUCUGACCGUAAAGGUAAAAAUGUUUUGCUAGAAUUAUCUUAGAUUUCAAUAAAAAAAAUUCUUUUUUUUUUUAAAUAAGUCCAUUGUUUCAAAUUAUUAAAAAUAAUAAUAUAUGGAUAUUAAAGUAAUUAAAAAAUAUUGUAAGUACUAAUAAAACAUUUUGUAAAUUCAUAUUCUUUAAUUCAAUUUGCGUACAUUUUACCAACGUUUAUUAUGUGCAAUGUUUGCAUGAACUUUCACAGGAUGAAUUCAUUUUAUUUGAGAAAAAUUCAUUUUUUAUUAUAUGAAAUGUUAUAUUUAUCAUUCCUCGGUAACUAGAAAAUAUAAAUAUAAAAGGAAGAGAAAAGAAAAAAGUAGAAUAUAACAAGAUACAUUAGCAUGUAGUAUAAUUAACGAUAAAAGUGCUGAAUUGAGUUAUGUAUUGGUGGAAAAAUGCUUUAAAACUGCCUUUUCUAUACAAUUAUGAAAACGGAUAAAGAAUUCUAACUGUAAUGAAAAAAUUUUUAUAAAAUUCUGAUGCAUUUAAAAAUUACACAAUUUUAAAAGAAAUAAAAAUGUCAGAAGUAAUCGUAUUAAGUGAUUCCAACGAAUCUGAUGCAUCGAUAAUUAAUCAAAUUAAUCCAGAAAUAGGAAAUUCUCAACAGGAUUCUUCAUCUGAUGAUUUUGAUUUUCCUGAAGUUCAGUUUGAUUAUAUUACUAAUAAAAAUAAUAUUACUAAUACGAACAAACCAUGUCAAAGACAAUACACCAUAAAUGAUAAUUCUAAAUCAUUGAAUGUUAUUUCAAAUGUUGAAACUAAUAAUGAAAUGUUUACAAGUACGCUUUCUAGAAAGAGAUCUUUUACGCAUGAUAUGUCUGAUUCUUUUGAAUCUGAUCGAUAUGAAGAAAAUAUUUGCACGAAUCAACAAUUGUUUAAAGAACCAAUAAAAAAGAGUAAAUAUAAAUUGAAAGAAGAACGUCGUAAAAGACAAGAGAACUUAAUAAAAGAAAAAGCAUUAAAAGCAAUAACAAAUAAAAAAUUAAAAAAUAUUAAACCAGGUGAAUGUAUAAAAUUUAUGAAAGUUAUUUUGGAUAAACGUAUAGAAGAAUAUAACUUUUAUCCAGAAAUUCUAGUAACAUUAAAUGAUACAAAUGUAUCAUAUAAUUUUAUCUCACAUUUAAUUCCUAAGAGUAUAACUUGGGAGAGAAGUAUAGAAAAAGAUAGCGUAAAUGAAAAUAAUAAAAUACACACGAAAACUAUUAAACAAACUGAGAAACAUAUAAUUGUUAUUUGGAAUUGGAAUGAGGUAGUAGAAAAAUUAACGGACGAUAGUUUUUGUACAAGUAUUUCUUAUAUAAGGACUUUAUUGCCAGAUUAUAAUAUGACCUUAGUUAUUUUUGGUAUACAAGGAUAUUUUCUAUAUUAUAAGAAAAAGAAUAAAUUAAAAAACAAUAAGGGUUCAGGAAGUAAGUCAUGUAAUAAGAUUGAAGACUUUAAAGUAUAUAGGGAAUCUCCAGAAAUUUCAAAACAACAACUAGAAAUGUGUCUUGCUGAAAUUCAAAUAAUUAAUAAGUGUAAUAAUAGACUUAUUGAAAAUGCAUCAGACUUAGCAUUAAUGAUUUAUCAAUAUACUAAAGCUAUUGCAGAAAUACCAUAUAAAUUAGAAAAGAAACAACAUUUUGACAAAGAAUAUAAUUGGUACAUAGCAGGAGAUAAUAGAGACACAGUACGGGUAGAUAAAGAUGGAAAUGGAUUGAAAAGAUUAUGGCAACAACAACUUUGUCAAUUUAAUUUGAGUAGCCUGGAAAUUGCAGAAGCUAUUUGUUCUGUAUAUAAAAGUCCAGCGCAGUUAGUUGAGGCUUAUAUGAAUUGUACAUCUACAGAUGGUAGCAAAUUAUUAAAAGAUCUUCCUAUUAGAAGAGCAGUAAGACCUCUUUCAACAACCAGACGAGUUGGUCCUGAAUUAAGUAAAAAAGUUCAUAUCAUGUUUACUUCUGAAAAUGGUGAUAUUUUGCUUGGUAAUGAUUAUUAAAGAUAUAUUUUUUAUCUGCAUUAUCAUUUACUAUGAAGAAGUUAUAGUGAAAUAUGAUGAAUGUUUAUUACAUUAUAAGAUUUUUAAUUUGUGUAUCCAUGCAAUACAUUGUACAAAUUUUCAAUAUAUGACUACACAAAACAUUUUUAUAAAUUUAUAAUGUGUAUAUAUUUAUUAAUAAAUUUUAUAACACUUACU
Molecule: messenger RNA, 5621 nt
Organism: Vespa crabro (European hornet)
Lineage: Eukaryota; Metazoa; Arthropoda; Insecta; Hymenoptera; Vespidae
Gene: mms4
Product: crossover junction endonuclease EME1
Exons: 4
Coding region: 3966-5423 (485 amino acids)
Biological process (GO): resolution of meiotic recombination intermediates; mitotic intra-S DNA damage checkpoint signaling; replication fork processing
Cellular component (GO): nucleus; Holliday junction resolvase complex
Source: RefSeq, a predicted model, not a curated record